GUUGCUUUUGAUUUUUCUUCCGACUUAUUGCUCUUUGUUUUCGCGCCGUUUGACAUUGAUGGAAAUUAGCUAUCAUUCGCGAUGUCGCACAAUAUUAUUAGAACCGUAAUGCCGGAGCGAAUGAAAAAUAUCACCGAAAUUCCGGUCGAAAAGAAAUAUCAGCCCUGGCUAUCGAGUCCUCCGAAGCUUCUCCACGCGGCAGGUGACAUCGUGAACAAUAUUUCCAUGCCGGAAUGCUGGUACUGGGAUGUCGAGAGGGUGGUGAAGUGGUUGAGAAACGAGAUCGGCCUCGCGCAAUACAAAGACUGCUUUGUCACAAAUUUCAUAAACGGCCGUCGUUUGAUCCGCAUCGACGCCUCCGUUUGUCCAAAGAUCGGUAUUCGGGAUCUGAGCCACAUAAAGCUUAUCACAGCUGGAAUCCGGAAAUUGUUCAAUGUGGAGCUGGAGGCGUGGGACAGAAGCAUAAGCCUUCCACCGCGGUAUCCUCUGACGCAUUACCUCCUCUUCCAAGUACCGACGGGGCCGAUUCGAGAAAGUACCAGCCGUGUUGAGCUGUUCAGAAAAAUGGGAAUCCUCGACGAGGAGGAACCCUGCCCCUUCGGUCACUGGGAAAUGGUGGAUGCUACACAGCCGGAUUAUCCGGCUCGUAGAUUCGGGCUUGCGAAACGAAAGUGCGUUUAUACGCGAAACGAACAUCAACGACAGCCGAGGGGCCACUCCUACUUGAGACGAUCGAAACUCAGGCACAAUUUUUUCCUAAGAAUCGACAUCAAGUAAUUAAAACAGUCACUUAAAUUAUGAAAGAAUGCAACAAUUAUUAUUUUCUAUCCUCGGAUUAAAUUUAUUAACUAUUGAUUA
This is a messenger RNA of Diprion similis, 858 nucleotides long. RefSeq names its product sterile alpha motif domain-containing protein 15. The record is from RefSeq and is a predicted model, not a curated record. NCBI's taxonomy places the organism in Eukaryota, Metazoa, Arthropoda, Insecta, Hymenoptera, Diprionidae. Gene Ontology annotation, molecular function: protein binding. Bases 82 to 777 code for a protein of 231 amino acids. The transcript is spliced from 4 exons.